AUGGCAUGUUUUGUUGACCCCCUUGUCUCUCAACUCUUCCAGAGGUUGUUUCAGCUAUUGGGGUCUGAUGAGGUGCGGGGCUUUGCCCGGCAACUUGUUGAGGGGGUAGAUUCAGAGCUAGAAGAGCUCAAAACAAAGUUGAGAAUGAUUGGAAAUCUGCUUAACCGUGCAGAAGACAUACAACUGAUGGAUGGGGCCUUAAAAGAGUGGCUUGACAAUCUUCAACACUGGGCUCAUGAUGCGGAAGACGUGCUGGAUGAGUUUCCCUAUGAAGCUUUGCGACGCAAACUGAAGGUAGAACCGCAGGAAAGCUCUAGCAAGGGAUUGAGUUGCCUCCCUGGUUAUUUCCCUGGCCGUUUGUUCAAUGUUAACACCGGCUCCGAGAUCAAAAAGAUCAAUAAUCGGUUGGAACAACUCCGCCAGCAAAGAUCAGCUGAACUUAAUUUGCAAGAGCUUUCUGGAGUGACAUCAAGUAAUGCCGCACUGCAAAGACCAGAGGAAACUUCAAGCGUGCAGCCUGAAAAUUUUGUUUAUGGCAGAGAUGAAGAUAUAGCCAAACUAGUUGAGAUAGUGAAAAACGAGCCAACAGGUGGUAGAAACUUUCGAGUGAUAACCAUUGUCGGCAUGGGAGGGAUUGGCAAGACGACAGUUGCUAGAGAGGUGUACAAUCACAAGGAACUGGAAGGCUUCAAGUUUGAGGGAAAAGCGUGGGCACGUGUUUCAUUCAAUUUUGAUAUUCUUACAAUCUCAAGGAGUCUCCUGUCAUUAAAAGGCUCCAUGCUCUCCGUUCCAAGUGAUUCAAAUGGCCUGCAAGUUGAACUGCAGAAUGCAGUAAGUGGGAAAAAAUUCUUGAUAGUAUUAGAUGAUGUUUGGAAGGUGAAAUACAACGAUUGGGAAAAGCUAACGUCUCCUUUCAAAGCUGGUGCACCUGGAAGCACGAUAAUCAUCACAACGCGUGAUGAAGAUGUUGCAAAAACAAUAAGAUGCUCUGAUAGUAUUUAUCCUUUACAGCUUUUAUCCAGAGAAGCUUGUAAGUCAUUGUUUCAGGAGCAUGCACUUGCAACUGGUUUGGCUGCUUAUACUGAUCGAAUUACAGAUACAAUUCAUGAAAAAGUCAUUGAAAGGUGCAGUGGCCUGCCUCUGGCAGCAAAGACUCUCGGUGGUCUUCUACACUCUAAGUCAAUCGAUACUUGGGAGAAAAUACUGGACAGCAAAAUUUGGAUUUCAUCUAAAGAAAAUGAUAUUCUCCCUGUAUUAAAGUUAAGUUAUCUCUAUCUCCCUUCUUAUUUAAAAAGGUGUUUUGCUUAUUGUGCAAUUUUUCCAGAAGACUAUGAAUUCGAGGAAGAAGAACUUGUAUUCCUGUGGAUGGCGGAAGGUAUUAUUCAACCUUUUGAUGAGCAAUUGAAUGAGACAGGUCAAUAUUUUCGUGAUUUAUGCUCAAGGUCACUUUUUCAAAAAUCAAAUAAUUAUGCUUCUAAAUAUGUAAUGCAUGACCUUGUUCAUAAUUUAGCUGAAUCUGUUUUUAGCAAAUUCAGUUUAAGAUCCGAGCAAGCCAUUAUCAAGCUACCGGAAAAUAUUGAAAUGAUUCGUCAUUUUUCCUAUGUUCGUUGGUAUAUUGAGGGAGUUUUUUUAAUUCCUCAUUAUAUGGAGGGAGAAAAAAGAUUUAGAGGGUUAGAAAAACUUAAGAAUCUAAGAACAUUCUUGCCGGUAUUCAAGAGGUCUGAUCAUUAUAGUAAUUCACAAAAUUAUGUAAGUGCUAUAGUUCUUUUCGAUGUGCUGCCCCAAUUAAAGAAGUUGAGAGUAUUGUCUUUUGAAAGAUACCAAAUCACUCAUAUUCCUAAUUCAAUUGGAGGUUUGAUUCAUUUACGAUCUUAUGAAGCUACCUACUCAUUUGAGAUGCUUGAGUAA
Molecule: messenger RNA, 1908 nt
Organism: Mangifera indica (mango)
Lineage: Eukaryota; Viridiplantae; Streptophyta; Magnoliopsida; Sapindales; Anacardiaceae
Product: putative disease resistance RPP13-like protein 1
Exons: 2
Coding region: 1-1908 (635 amino acids)
Biological process (GO): defense response to other organism
Molecular function (GO): ADP binding
Source: RefSeq, a predicted model, not a curated record